GUUCCUCUUUCCUUCCCAAGCACAGAGGAGGCCCAAGCUCCCAAGGGGCUAAGAAGCUGGACACUUGGUGGGGGGGAAGAACUGAGCCAGACUCUUGCAAGACCCCCUCCCCCCACCAGGAAACAUGAACAGGAAAGACAGCAAGAGGAAGUCCCACCAGGAAUGCCCAGGAAAGACAGGGGGCCGGAGCCGGCCCCGACAGGCCCGGCGCCACAAGACGUGCCCCAGCCCCCGGGAAAUCAGCAAGGUCAUGGCUUCCAUGGCUUUGGGCAUGCUGAACGAGGGCGACUGCAGUGAAGACGAACUGCUGGAGAAAUGCAUUCAGUCCUUCGACUCAGCUGGCAGCCUGCGCCGUGGGGACCACAUUCUCAACAUGGUACUGGCCAUGCACAGCUGGGUGCUGCCUUCUGCCCACCUCGCUGCCCGUCUGCUGACCUUGUACCAGGAGGCCACAGGGAACACACAAGAGCAGAGGCGGCUGCAGAUCUGUCACCUGGUCAGAUACUGGCUGACCCAACACCCUGAGACGGUACACCAAGAGCCUCAGUUAGAAGAGGUUAUAGGUCGCUUCUGGGCCACUGUGGAGCAGGAGGGCAACUCUGCCCAGAGGAGCCUGGGAGACUCCUCCAACCUGCUGAGCCCAGGUGGCCCUGGCCCCCCACCCCCCAUGAACAGCCCAGGCCUAGGCAAAAAGCGCAAAGUGUCCUUGCUUUUCGACCACCUGGAGACGGGGGAGCUGGCUCAGCAUCUCACUUAUCUGGAGUUCCGGUCCUUCCAGGCCAUCACGCCCCAGGACCUGCGGGGCUACGUUUUGCAGGGCUCCGUGCGGGGCUGCCCGGCCCUGGAGGGAUCCGUAGGGCUCAGCAACAGCGUGUCCCGCUGGGUGCAGGUCAUGGUGCUGAGCCGUCCCGGGCCGGCACAGCGCGCGCAGGUUCUGGACAAGUUCAUCCAGGUGGCACAGAGGCUCCACCAGCUCCAGAAUUUCAACACAUUGAUGGCCGUCACGGGGGGCCUGUGUCACAGUGCCAUCUCCAGACUCAAGGACUCCCAUGCCCACCUGAGCCCUGACAGCACCAAGGCCCUGCUAGAGCUGUCUGAGCUGCUUGCUGCCCAUAACAACUACGCGCGCUACCGCCGCACCUGGGCUGAAUGCACGGGCUUCCGGCUGCCCGUACUGGGCGUGCACCUCAAAGACCUGGUGUCCCUGCACGAGGCACAGCCCGACAGGUUGCCUGAUGGCCGCCUGCACCUACCCAAACUCAACAGCCUCUACCUGCGGCUGCAGGAGCUGGCGGCCCUCCAAAGGCAGCACCCGCCGUGCAGCGCCAGCGAGGACCUGCUGCACCUGCUCACGCUUUCCCUGGAUCUCUUCUACACGGAGGAUGAGAUCUAUGAGCUUUCUUACGCCCGCGAGCCCCGCUGUCCCAAGAGUCUGCCACCCUCCCCCUUCAAAGCACCCCUGGUGGUGGAGUGGGCCCCUGGCGUGACACCCAAGCCCGACAGGGCCACCCUGGGUCGGCACGUGGAGCUGCUGGUGGAGUCUGUGUUCAAGAAUUAUGACCCUGAAGGCCGAGGAACCAUCUCUCAGGAGGACUUUGAGCGACUCUCAGGCAACUUCCCCUUCGCCUGCCAUGGGCUUCACCCACCCCCCCACCAGGGGAAUGGCUCCUACAGCCGAGAAGAGCUGACGGGCUACCUGCUCCAGGCCAGUGCCAUCUGCUCCAAGCUGGGCCUGGCCUUCCUGCACAACUUCCAGGAGGUCACCUUCCGCAAGCCCACCUUCUGUGACAGCUGCAGUGGUUUUCUCUGGGGUGUCACCAAGCAAGGCUACCGCUGUCGGGACUGUGGGCUGUGUUGCCACAAACACUGCAGGGACCGUGUGAAGGUGGAGUGUAAAAAGAGGCCAGGGGCCAAGGGCGACAUGAGCCCCCCCGGAGCCCCUGUCCCACCCAUACCGGUUCCCCACACCAGCUGUGGCUUGGAAGACAAUCUCUCCUAUACACUAUCCCUGGAACCUGAGACAGGGUGCCACCUUUGCCAUGCUUGGACCCAGACAGAGCCCCCACACCCUUCCUGGGAACCAGAGACGGUGCCCCUCCCAACGACGGCCUCACCGCCCGCCCAGUCCUCCAAGCUGAAUUCCUAGACCCUGCUUGGUCUGUUGUCUCUCACCUCCCCCAGAGUCAGUCCCAAGUCCUGUGAUUCGGCCUCCAGCAGGACCCCCAAAGGCACCUCCGCCUUCCCAUCCACACCGCCUUCGGUGAAGAGUUCAUCAUCUCUUACUCGGAAAGUUAUUUUCUUCCUUUGCCUCAGAGUGGCCACAACCUGUACUCCCAUUUCCCCGAACUUCGUUAUCUGUGCGAUUUCACGUUGGAUAUGUCUAGACUUAAGUAUCAUCCCACCAACUCCUUACAUCCCCAUUUCACAGACGAGGAAGCUGAGGCCCAGGGAGGUUAAGCUGCUCUCCAAGGUGGCAGAGCCCCUAAGUGUUGGAGGCAGGACUCAAGUCCAAGGCCCUCUGUCUGCCUCUGAGAUGGAAGCUCCUCACUAGUACGCUACACUGACAGCACGGGUCAGGCCGGGGAGGGGAUAGGCUGGGCACUUAUGUUCCUAACUCUGGGGUUCCAGAGACAGGACAGAAGGCUAGAGUAGGGGUGGAACAGGGAGCCUGUGAAUACCUGAGUCUCUCCCCUGCUCAGGGCCCUUCUAUGCCUCCCUCUCACCUAGGGGAAAAGCCAGAAUCCUCACUGCGGCCCACCUCCCACAAUCUGUUUCCGUCACCUCUCUGACCUCACCUACCACCACUCACCCCCUUACUCAUCCUGCUUCAGCUACACUGGCCUCUAUGGUCCCUGAACAUGCCAAAAAUAUUGCUUACCUCAGGGCCUUUGCACUGGCAGUUCCCUCUGCCCAGAAUGCUCUUCCAGAGGCCCACAUGUCUCCCUCUUUGGGACUUAGGUCUAAUGUCACCUUCUCAGGGAGGCCCCUCUGACCAUACUCAAAGUUGCAAUCCACCCCCUAGUCCUGCUCUGCCUUGUUUUCCUCCAAAGUCAUUUACCCAUCUAACAAACUAUACUUUUUAUCUAUUUAUCUUGUUGAAUGUCUGCGCCUCCUCACCAGAAACUGUCAACUCCAGCAGAGCAGGAGUUUUAUGAGCUAUAUGUUUUCACUGCUGUAUCCCUAGUGCCAAGAACAGGGCUAGCACAUGGUGGGUACCUGAGAACUCUUUGUCCAAUGCCUGCAUGUCUCCUUCCCUGUGCCCACAGGAAGGGAAAGAUGUGUUGCUAAAGAGCAGAGGACUAUGAGGGUCAGAGCAACAGGGGUCUGUUGAGACCCAGGGGACAAAGACACCCUUACCCCUCCACAAACCUGAGCACCCCUGACCUGCCCCCCCCCCCAGAGAUAGGUCCUAUAGCUGUCAUAAAUUAAAUUUAUUUUCCAGA
This is a messenger RNA of Callorhinus ursinus (northern fur seal), 3443 nucleotides long. RefSeq names its product RAS guanyl releasing protein 4 (gene RASGRP4). Gene Ontology annotation, molecular function: guanyl-nucleotide exchange factor activity. NCBI's taxonomy places the organism in Eukaryota, Metazoa, Chordata, Mammalia, Carnivora, Otariidae. Gene Ontology annotation, cellular component: plasma membrane. Gene Ontology annotation, biological process: Ras protein signal transduction. The record is from RefSeq and is a predicted model, not a curated record.